Messenger RNA from Lycium ferocissimum, 415 nucleotides. RefSeq lists its product as uncharacterized. The transcript is spliced from 4 exons. Bases 65 to 415 code for a protein of 116 amino acids. Lineage: Eukaryota; Viridiplantae; Streptophyta; Magnoliopsida; Solanales; Solanaceae. The record is from RefSeq and is a predicted model, not a curated record.
CUUGUUCACUUCUAUAAGAAAAUGUAGCAAGGCUGCUUAUAGUCUUGCACUUAGUUUUGAUUGAAUGGAUUUGCUGCAUCUAUCUCCUGAUCAGAGUGCCAGCAAGGUUGGAUGGUUUCGGAAUGAAGAUGCAGAUGAUCUGCUUAAACUUAUCCAGGAAGUUAGCAGAUACUUCUCUAGUGCUGAAGAUAUUGGUGUUGACCCCAGCAACGUCCACCCUUAUGUUUCAAAAGUAUUAAGAAGUUUCUGUUCAAAGCUGAGGAUGGAUAGGGUAAUAGCUGCUUUUCAAAUCAAGGCAGGUUACUUUGUCCACUUUGUCAAGGCUCAUCCUAGCCUAUUACACGCAUUUCAAGCUGCUGCUGGAGGUUCUGGUGUUGGUGGAAUGAACCGAUCAUUAAGUUCUGCAGUACGGUAG